CCAUAGCAACCUCCCUGCCAGAACCUCAAAAGGCUUAGCAGCUCUGAUGUGAGAACGAAGCUGUCAGUGAUUAACUCUGUUAAAGAAUUUCACUUAUUUUAUGCAUACAUACUAAUCUUUUCUGUGUUUUUUUUAAUCAAACAUUAAAAAUGAGUCUGGGAGUCACUCAUACACUUAAUCGGCGAAAUGAGGGUACUUUUAGAGGGUAUAAACAACAACGGGCGCACGACUAUCUGUAUGAUCCAGUUUGCACCUUCGGUAGUGAAACUGAUCAUACCCGGGCACGAUUCCAAGCCUUAGCGUCUCUAGGGCGGGUGAAAAAAGUUCCGGAAUUUAAGACCAUGUUCAGCGAGCUCCCUCACCACCCGCGGUAUAGCCUGCGUCUGGACGCCGCGGAUCCCGUGCCCGCGUUCAUCGACCGGCGCUGGCGAGGACUCGCGGAGCAGCGGAAGGAGGCGAUGCGGCGCGCGGGAUUCAACCCAGCAGCCCAUGGCAAUGCGGAGGACUGCGAUAUUUCAGGUGCCGAUCGAUGGAAGUUUUUCAAGCGGCCGCUGCUUCCCUUCACCCAGCUCGUGCCCCCAGAUGUAGUCUUUGCCGUGCCAAAGAGCCCGCGGUUCAGCAUGGAGGGGGCCCAGGAGCACGUCUCGCUCGCGGCCCACCGCACGGUGCACACGCAGACCGACUACCGGGACAGCGAGGCGCAGACGGACCCCUACACCCCCAAAUACGCAGUGCGCCCCGGAUCCAGCCCCGAGCUGCUCACCCUGGUCACGCUCACCUGGAAUCGCGGGCUGCCCGCUGGCCUGGCGGAGGUGCAGAUGAUCGAGCGCAUGAGGCAGAAGAGGGCUUGGGAGGCAUCGCUGCCCCCGCUGAACGACGUGGCCCAGCUGCAGAAGAGGAAGAGGAUGAUGGAGGCCAUGGAGAGGAAGGAGUGGGCCUUCAGAGAGAGCGAGAUUCAGAAGCUGCAGGAGAGGCGGCUGGAGCUGCUGACUCAGCUGCUGAGCCAGAGGGAGGAGCGGCAGCAGCAGCUGCUUGUCAAACACCUGGACGCUCGCUUCGCCCAGCGCCAGCGCGACAAGGACGCCAAGAUCAGGAAGAUCCGCAAGGACUACGUCCUCUCGAUCAGGAGGCUGAUGGAGAAGAGGAGGAACGUGGAGGGGAAGCUGCGCAGGAGGGGCGUCGUGGAGGAGUACUGCAGCCGCGGGACGCGUGCCUCCACCCCCGUCUCCCGAAUCGCACGCUUCCCUGACGGGGACUCCGGGCCAAUCAGCGUCAAGGACUGGCUCCAGGACACUUACGAAGGCCUGCUGGUGCUGGAGUCCACGCUGCCGCUGUCCGUCACAGAGCCCUGUAUCCGCGCGCCCAAACCCAGGACCGGGAGCGGGUUCGUCCGGCGGGCGGACCGGCGGGAGAUGGAGCUGGUCAGGACACACGAGGAGCUGAAGGAGAGGAAGGUGAAGGUGGAGGAGAAGAAGCCGCUGCGCUUCCUGUACAAGAUUGAGAAACCCGCCCCUCGCCCCCCCACCCCGGCCGUCACACCCCCGCCCGCGGGGGUUGAGGAGAGGGACCUGGCGGUCGUCUGUCUGCAGAAGCUGUUCAGAGGAGCUUCCAGCCAGCAGGCGGUGUAUGAGGGGAAGGAGAGGCGUUUGGAGCUGAUCCAGGAGCUGCGCAGUACUCACGCUCUCCAGCAGGGGGAGCAGGAGCUGCAGAAGGCUGAGAAACAGGCCACACUGGCCCUGCAGAGACAGAGAGAGCUGCAGCAUCACAAGGCGCUGGAGGCGGAGGCGCUGCAGGCGGGUUUGGCGGGCGGCGUGGUGGCGGACAUGCUGGACUUCCUGUGGAAGGAGCUGGAGCGGCUGCAGGAGGAGCGGCGGAUCCACGCCUUCACGCUGCUCGCAGAGCGCCAGCGCCGCCUGCGGGAGGCGGAGGAGAGCGGGCGGAGACAGGCGGAGGAGAGGCGCCGCCGCGAGGAGGACGAGAUCUUCAGACAGGUGGUGCAGGUGCACCAGGCCACAGUGGACCUGUACCUGGAGGACGUCAUUCUGGGCGCCAUUGAGAAGACGGCCGACGAACAGGCCAGAGAGGAGAUCCACAGGAUGGCCGAGGAGAUCAACGACAUCGCCUAUGCCAUGGAGGAGAGUCUGACCAGCGUGCGCUCGGAGGAGCUUGUGGCGGAGCUGGUGUACAGCUUCCUCAUCCCCGAGGUGCAGAAGAUCACCGUCAGGAACAGGGGUGGGUGUGUCCCCAAAAACCACACAGACCCUAUAAAAACUAUACAGACCCCACAAAUACCAACACAAACCACACAGACCCUAUAAAAACUAUACAGACCCCACAAAUACCAACACAAACCACACAGACCCUAUAACAACUAUACAGACCCCACAAAUACCAACACAAACCACACAGACCCUAUAAAAACUAUACAGACCCCACAAAUACCAACACAAACCACACAGACCCUAUAAAUACUAUACAUACUCCACAUAAACCACACAGACCCACAUGAAAGAAUGUAACACGCUCACAGUGCCUCACUAGUGUGGUACAGUAAUUCAGUUAAGAUAUAAAGGUAAGGAGUCACUCUUACUGAAUAGAUAGAUGUCCUGGAGGGAGAGGAGGUUUGGGCAGAAUGCACAGAUUUGGCUGAAGGUCUGAGCAAAGGUAGCGCUUCACUAAUCAAUGAUCUCAUUUUUCAAAGUGCUAAUAAUAUCACACUAAUGUGCACAACAGUCUGUGAAACAAACUGUCAAUUAAUGAAAAUUUAACUGCCAUCCCAGGGCAUGGUAAACAUAAUAUUGUUACUGUUAUAGUAACAUUAAAUAAUAAAAUUAACUUUUUUCUUUUUUCUUUACCUAACCAAAAAAAUGGCUGUCUGAUUGGACCCUGUCCUGGGACAGUGAAGACCAGCCAGCAGCAGCACGUCCGGGCAGCUCGCCAUAUUAUCCAUGGGGCUGUGGAGGCAGCCACGGCGCCCCCUACUGGAACCUCAGAGUACUGUACACCUCCAGAGUGCUCCCCAACCCCCCCAGAGCGCCUCCCA
This is a messenger RNA of Anguilla anguilla (European eel), 3043 nucleotides long. RefSeq names its product cilia- and flagella-associated protein 91-like. Bases 150 to 2318 code for a protein of 722 amino acids. The transcript has 16 exons. NCBI's taxonomy places the organism in Eukaryota, Metazoa, Chordata, Actinopteri, Anguilliformes, Anguillidae. The record is from RefSeq and is a predicted model, not a curated record.